AUGCCCUUUGUUGCCCCCAAGACAACAAGUUCAACACCAUCCUCCACCAGAACCACAUUUCGUCCACCAUGGGUUAAGGAGGAUGGUGGUUCGGUGCUGAAGCCCGUCAAUAAGACCUCAGUGCCUUGGGCGAAGAAGCCCAGUGAAACGGCUGCAGCAUCCACGGCCAGCAAGGAUGCCGAUAAAACCACAACAAGUAACAGUAUUUUGAAGAAACCCGCAAGCAAUUUGAAAUCCACCACAAAUGCUGAACCCAAAAAACCGCUGGAAACCAAUAACAAGGUAACGGAAGCGGUAAAGAAACCGGGUAUCACUGCAGUGAAAAAGGAACCCGUCUCAGCCCUAAAGAAACCCUCAGCAGUUAGUGCAGCCAAGAAAAAGGAGCCAACACCACCCUCAUCUUCUUCCGAGGAAGAAGAAGAGGAGGAGGAAGAAGAAGAAGAAACUGAAGAGGAAGAAACCGAGGAAGAAGAAUCCGGCGAAGAAGAGGAAUCCGAGGAAGAAGAAUCCGAAGAAGAGGAAUCCGAAGAAGAAGAAUCCGAGGAAGAGGAUACCAGUAAAAAUAAGAAACCCACUCCAACAACAAAUAACAAAACCAACACCACAUCCACUGCUGCUGCAAAGAAACCUACCACCACCCCCGCAACACCCUCAAAAACACCAACAAAGUCACCCGCUGCCGCCAACAAAAAGGACGAAGAAGAAAGUGAGUUAAAACGCCGUUUCUCCAUUGAGAAACCCAAACUUAGACCCGUUGUUGUCAAACGUGAUAAAUCAAUGAAAAAAAUCGAAGACGACGACGAAGCCGUAGAAGGUGAAACCGAAGAGGAUCGUGAACGUAGAUUACGUUUUAAAUUAGAAAAACCAAAACUUAGACAUGUUAAACGUGAAGAGAAACCCUUGCCCAGUAAGAGUAGCGAGAAUAUUCUAAAAAUAAGGCCCGUCCUCAAGAAGGUACCCAAAGUCGAUGAGAUAUUAAAGGAACCCAAAGAGGAACCUAAACCCGAAUUUAAAACAAAAACAUUACGUAAGACGCCGUCGAUUAAACGUGAACCGAGUAUCAAAAAUGUUCCUGCUCCACCACCAUUGCCAUCGCUGGUGCCCAAGGCUCCUCCACCACCACCGCCACCAUUGGGAGCACCUGGUGAGAAGAAGUUGACUGAAGCUCAGAAACAGGCAUUGGAGAAACUGAAAAAACGGCCAAGACAUCGUCCCGAUUGGUCCGAAAUGAUGAAAGAGGUAGAAAGUGGUAGAAAACUUCGACAUGUCGAAUGCAAUGAUAGAUCUCAACCCAUACUUACAUGCAAAUCCAUGACAAAGGUGGACAAUAAAUUCAUCUACGAAACAGAAAAGGAAAAUUCCCACAACAAAUUGCUGCAACAAAUUCAAUCGGGUGUACGAUUAAAGCCAACACAGACCAAUGAUCGUAGUAAACCGUUUAUUGAGGGCUUGCGCAAAUUCCGGCGACAAAUGACCAUUGAGGAACAAUUGCAAAAGUCUCAGUCGAAAAUUAAUAUGUUGGCAAAUGCUGCUGGUGGAACGGCGGCCACCGAUGGUGCUGCCUCUAUUGCCGGCAGCAAUUUAUCACGAGCCGGUAGUAUUGUCUCUGCUUUAUUGGACGGUUCCAGCGGCGAUGAAUUGGAUGACAUCGAUAAGAUUCGUGAUGAUCUACAAAGUACCAAACAAAUGUUGGCCCUUGAGCUGCGUAAUCGUGAGGCUCAAGAACGUGAAAAUAAGAAAUUAUUAGCCAAAAUUGCCACCCUCGAAGCGGAAUUGGAACGUGAGAAAUCACGUGAAAAGACCUUGGAAUAUGGUUCAAGAAUCAUUGUGGCCACAAUGGAAACAACACCAGCCUCAGAGGAGGCCUAUGUUAAUUCGUUGAAAAAAGAAGCCGAAGAAUCAAAGAAAACAUCUAAAGAUUUGGAAAGUAAGUAUUUGGAGACGAGCGAAUUGCUGGAUCAGGCCAAGAGUGAAAUUGAGGAGCAGAAACGACAAAUACAAGCAUUGGAAAGGAAAUUGGCACAAGCAUUACAGGGCGGCUAUGAUUCUAGACGGCCUAGCGAUGCCCUUAAUGGCUUGGACAGUCCACCUGAAUUUGAGCCAGAAAGUGAAAGUGAUCCCGAUGAGCCCGAAGAAAAGAAGAUUGCCCGACGUGAACGACGUCUCAACAAAGAAGUUAAGGCAUUGCGCAGUAAACUCACCAAGGUCAAAGUGAAACAGGAGGCGGCACGCAAAGAAAAGGCAGCAUUAAAGGAGGCGAUGAAAAAGAAUCAUGUCAUACUCAAGGAAGAAAAGAAAAAGUUCAAGAAAUUGGAAAAGGAAGUACACAAAAUGGCUGCAUCCAUGAAAGAAGAUAUGGAUCUUGAUGAUGAUGAAGAAAAGGACGAGGCCGAAGAUAAGGAAGAAAGUGAAGAUGAAUCGGAGGAAGAGACCGAAGAGGAAUCCGAAGAAUCUGAAUCGGAGGAGAGUGAAAAUGAAACAGAAAGUGAAUCAGAGGCAGAGGAUGCCACCAACCAAGCCAAGAAGGACAAUUUGGAACCACGUCUCAAGAAACACGAAAGCCGUCUGAAUGCCAUGAAGAAAUGUAAUGUUUUGUUGCAGGCCAACGUUGAUAAUUUACAAGAUGAAAUACAUCAAGUCCGUUCCAAGGCAUCCAAUCUACAAAGCGAACUGGAUGCUGUUCUAGCCGAUUUAGGUUUUUAAAUACACCUG
Messenger RNA from Musca vetustissima, 2712 nucleotides. Its product is annotated as glutamic acid-rich protein-like. Gene Ontology annotation, molecular function: actin binding. The record is from RefSeq and is a predicted model, not a curated record. The transcript has 8 exons. Bases 1 to 2703 code for a protein of 900 amino acids. NCBI's taxonomy places the organism in Eukaryota, Metazoa, Arthropoda, Insecta, Diptera, Muscidae.